AUGUGCCCUAAUUUACUUUUAGCCAAUCCUGAGAGGUCAAUUUUGCCUAAAUUUGAGUUUUUCAAAUCUUUGGGGAUCACAGAUGUUGAGCUUGCGAGUGUUUGCUCUUCAACUCCUGCUAUUUUGGGUCACAGUUUGGAGAACCUACUCAUUCCUAACUUUAAAUUCCUCAAAAGUGUGCCACUCUCUGAUGCUAAUAUUAUUAAAUCGUUUAGAAACGAAUCAUGGCUCUUUACGUUUGAUUUGGCAAAGAAUGUGUCUCCAAAACUUGCAGUCCUGAAAGAACUUGGAAUGCCCGCGCCAUUUAUUGCAUUGAUUUUAACAUGUUAUGCGCCUAUAGUCCUCCAAAAACGUGAGAAGUUCGAUAAAAAUUUCAAGAAGGUUCUUGAAAUGGGUUUUGAUCCUAGGAAAUGUGGGUUCAUCCAUGCAAUGAAGUGUUUGUCUCAAUGA
This is a messenger RNA of Pistacia vera, 450 nucleotides long. RefSeq lists its product as uncharacterized. Gene Ontology annotation, biological process: regulation of DNA-templated transcription; chloroplast organization. Gene Ontology annotation, molecular function: double-stranded DNA binding. NCBI's taxonomy places the organism in Eukaryota, Viridiplantae, Streptophyta, Magnoliopsida, Sapindales, Anacardiaceae. The record is from RefSeq and is a predicted model, not a curated record. Gene Ontology annotation, cellular component: chloroplast. The coding region runs from base 1 to 450 and encodes 149 amino acids. The transcript has a single exon.